AUGAAAAUUAAAAAUAUAAAAUUUAUUGUUUUAAGACCAAAAGACGUUCCGCAAAAUUUAGAAAUUGAUAUCAAUUGCAACGACCAAAUCAAAAACAUAAAAAACAAAUAUUUUGGAGAAUAUGUAAAAAAUGGCUUAAAUGUUAGGCUUAUAUAUAUGGGAAAAAUACUAGAUGAUAGUAAGAAAUUAGAAGAUUAUAUAAAUUGUUAUUAUAAAGAUUUGUUUUCAAGCAAUUCUCAAAAAUCUAAAGAAAACUCUAUACCCAUCAUCAUUCAUGUCAAAAUUACAGAAAAGUCACUAAUGUCAAAAAAUGACAACUUUGACAGUAAGCAAAUAAAUGGAGUACUAGCCAAGAUAGCACUACUGACAUUCGUGUCUCUACUUUGGAUAUACAGAUUUAAUUAUGUAGAUGGGUUUCCCAUAUUUUGUUUAAUAGUUUUAAUUAUGUUCACAAUUUUUAUAACAACAAGUUUGUUAUAUGGAUAUAUAAUUUUAUUUUUUCAAAUAUUGUUCAAAAUAUUUAUUACCAUAUUUUAUAAAAUAAAAGAAUAUACUAUACGUCUAUAUACAUAUAUUAAUGAGAAAGCAAAAAGGUUUUUACUAAUUAGAAAUAUUCCACAUAAUAAUACCAAUUAA
This is a messenger RNA of Plasmodium yoelii, 636 nucleotides long. RefSeq names its product conserved Plasmodium protein, unknown function. NCBI's taxonomy places the organism in Eukaryota, Apicomplexa, Aconoidasida, Haemosporida, Plasmodiidae. The transcript has 4 exons. Bases 1 to 636 code for a protein of 211 amino acids. Gene Ontology annotation, molecular function: protein binding. The record is from RefSeq and is a predicted model, not a curated record.